Molecule: messenger RNA, 1647 nt
Organism: Blastomyces gilchristii SLH14081
Lineage: Eukaryota; Fungi; Ascomycota; Eurotiomycetes; Onygenales; Ajellomycetaceae
Product: ATP-dependent RNA helicase DBP2
Exons: 6
Coding region: 1-1647 (548 amino acids)
Biological process (GO): rRNA processing
Cellular component (GO): ribonucleoprotein complex; nucleus; cytoplasm
Molecular function (GO): RNA helicase activity; ATP binding; RNA binding
Source: RefSeq, a predicted model, not a curated record
AUGUCUUACGGUGGAGGCUACGGUUCUUCUCGAGACCACUAUGGCAGUGGUGGUGGCGGGCACUCUAGAGGUGGUGGCUACGGAGGUGGGGGCUAUGGAGGCAGCAAUGGCCACUCCCAUGGCCACUCCAGCGGCGGUGGUUAUGGCUCGUAUGGAGGAGGUGCUGGCGGCCACGGCAGUGGUUACGGUGGUGCUGGGGGCGACAGAAUGUCAAAUCUUGGUGCCGGCUUGAAGACGCAAAAUUGGGACCUGUCGACCCUGCCCAAAUUCGAAAAAUCGUUCUACAAAGAACAUCCUAGCGUUACACAGCGAUCCUCCCAGGAGGUUGACGCGUUUCGCAAAGAGCAGGAAAUGACUGUGCAAGGCAAAAAUGUCCCUCGUCCAGUGGAAACUUUCGACGAAGCUGGGUUCCCCCAGUACGUUAUGUCAGAGGUUAAGGCCCAAGGUUUUGCGAAGCCCACGGCUAUUCAGUCUCAAGGCUGGCCCAUGGCCCUCUCUGGUCGUGAUGUAGUUGGUAUUGCCGAAACUGGAUCCGGAAAGACUUUGACGUACUGUUUGCCUGCUAUAGUUCACAUUAACGCCCAGCCUCUCCUCGCCCCAGGAGAUGGCCCCAUCGUCCUUGUUCUUGCGCCUACUCGUGAGUUGGCAGUUCAGAUACAAACUGAGAUUACCAAAUUUGGGAAAUCAUCUCGUAUUCGGAAUACUUGCGUUUACGGUGGUGUCCCCAAGGGACCUCAAAUUCGUGACCUAACUCGUGGUGUCGAAGUUUGUAUCGCCACUCCAGGUCGAUUGAUCGACAUGUUGGAGGCGGGAAGAACUAACCUACGACGUGUUACUUACCUUGUCCUCGAUGAGGCAGAUCGUAUGCUUGACAUGGGUUUCGAACCCCAGAUCCGCAAGAUUGUUUCACAGAUUCGUCCUGACCGACAAACUUGCAUGUGGUCUGCUACUUGGCCCAAAGAUGUCCGGCAACUUGCCCAGGACUUCCUCCACGACUAUAUUCAGGUCAAUAUUGGCUCUAUGGAUUUGUCCGCUAACCACAGAAUCACUCAAAUCGUGGAAAUUGUUUCGGAAUUCGAGAAACGUGACCGAAUGGCGAAGCAUCUUGACCGUAUUAUGGAGGAGAAUAAAAGUGCCAAAGUCCUCAUUUUCACUGGAACCAAACGCGUUGCUGACGACAUCACUCGAUUCCUCCGGCAGGAUGGAUGGCCUGCGCUUUCUAUCCACGGUGACAAACAACAAAAUGAACGCGAUUGGGUCUUGAACGAAUUCAAGACUGGAAAAAGUCCCAUCAUGGUUGCCACCGAUGUGGCUUCCCGUGGUAUUGAUGUUCGCGAUAUUACUCAUGUGUUGAACUAUGACUAUCCGAACAACUCGGAAGAUUAUGUUCACAGAAUCGGCCGGACAGGUCGUGCCGGUGCCAAGGGAACUGCAAUUACCUUGUUCACCACUGACAAUGCUAAGCAGGCUCGUGAUCUGGUUUCUAUCCUCACUGAGUCCAAACAGCAGAUCGAUCCUCGCCUUGCCGAAAUGGCCCGCUACGGCGGUGGCGGUGGUGGUGGCAAUCGAUGGGGUGGUCGUGGCCGCGGCCGUGGCGGCUUCACCGCUUCCAAUGCUGCACCCUUGGGCAACAAUCGCCGCUGGUAA